UACGGGACCUCGGCUGCCGCUCCCCCGGCACCUGACACUAGGAGAACCCGUGUUACCCACUGAUCUGAUUUUUCUUACCGCACGCGGGCGAAGAGCCCGGGUAUUAUUUUGGGAGAAUAAUACCCUGUUGGCCUGCUUGUGUUUACGAGAUAGCCUUUGCUACUCCUUCCGGAACGGGAGAACAGCCAGGGCCUAGUGCCUGCUAGAUGUCUGGGGCCCGGGCAGACGGAAGCUGCGGCCUAAGCUAAGAGCGGCGUAGCUACAGGAAGCCGCCCGUAGGCUGUUGAUGGCCGGACGCGUCCUGGGAAAGGCUUUAGCCACGGUGUCUUUCUCUGUGGUCUUGGUCUCUGUAACUGUCAGGUCCUUGGGCUGCCGCAGCAUUCCGGCAUACAGAAACUCAUUUUCAUCCUGUUGGUUUCAUCGUGACUCCAUCAUCAUGUCUGAUUCUAACGGUGCCAAAGAGAAUUCCCACAACAAGGCUCGGACAUCUCCUUACCCAGGUUCAAAAGUUGAACGAAGCCAAGUUCCUAAUGAGAAAGUGGACUGGCUGGUUGAAUGGCAAGACUAUAACCCUGUGGAAUACACUGCCUGCUCUGUCUUGGCUGGACCCAGGUGGGCAGAUCCUCAGAUAAGUGAAAGUAAUUUUUCUCCAAAGUUUAAUGAAAAGGAUGGACAUGUUGAGAGGAAAAGCCGGAAUGGCCUGUAUGAGAUUGAAAAUGGAAGACCUAGAAAUCCUGCAGGACGGACAGGAUUGACUGGUCGGGGGCUUUUGGGGCGAUGGGGCCCAAAUCAUGCUGCAGAUCCCAUCAUAACCAGGUGGAAAAGGGAUGGCAGUGGAAAUAAAAUCGCCCACGCUGUUUCUGGGAAAAACAUCUUGCAGUUUGUUGCAAUUAAAAGGAAAGACUGUGGAGAAUGGGCAGUCCCAGGGGGGAUGGUGGAUCCAGGAGAGAAGAUUAGUGCCACACUGAAAAGAGAAUUUGGUGAGGAAGCUCUCAACUCCUUAGAGAAAUCCAGUGCUGAAAAGAGAGAAAUGGAAGAACAGUUGCAUAAACUCUUCAGUCAGGAACAUCUGGUGAUAUACAAGGGAUAUGUUGAUGAUCCUCGAAACACUGAUAAUGCAUGGAUAGAGACAGAAGCUGUGAACUACCAUGAUGAAACAGGUGAGAUAAUGGAUAAUCUUACCCUAGAAGCUGGAGAUGAUGCUGGAAAAGUGAAAUGGGUAGACAUCAGUGAUAAACUCAAGCUUUAUGCCAGUCACUCUCAAUUCAUCAAACUUGUGGCAGAGAAACGAGAUGCACACUGGAGUGAAGACUCUGACCCUGGCUGCCAUGGGUUAUAGCUUGAAGUUUCCAUGUAAGCUAAAGGCCAACAAAGGACUGUGUGCUGAAAAGAAGGAACUAUCACAGGACUUGUACAAUAGAAAAGGCAACUUGGAAAUUAUUUUAUUCACUUCAGAAACAAUUUGUAUCUGAAAGUUUUGCAUCAGAAUAAUAUUAGCACAUACGAUAAAAUGGAACACAGAAUUUUCAACUUUCUAAUCAAAAGAAGAUGAGUAUUAAUAGUCAUAUUUUGCAUGUAUUAUUUUUAGGCAUGACUUAAAUGUAAACAACUGAUGCUCUUUGAAGAAUUAUAAUCAGUAUAAAGAUAAAUUUCUGGUCAGCCAUAACUUCUGCUUUCCAUGUAGUUCUUGUUUGUCAGUUCUUUUUUCCUCAUUGGUCUUCUGAGGUCUAAAGGAUGAAUCUGCCAUAGCAAGUACUUUAGGAAGAGCAACACCACUGGAUGUAUCAUUUAAUGUAUAAUGUCAUUUAUCUUUAAAUUAUUUGCUUCACAGUUUGCUUUAUAUGAUCUUGUUGAAGCUACUUUCAAAACUGGAAACUUUCUGUGUAUUAUUGACUUUAGAGACAUGAGUUUUAUGAGGAAAUUUCAGUCAUUUUUUUAUUCAAUAAAGAUGAAGAUCAGUGAAUUAAAAAACAUGUCCAGGAAAUUAGUAAUUUAAAUCAAUGUGUUUAGUUCACUGUACUGUAACUAUAUAUGUCAUUAAAAAUAGAUGUUCAGAAAGAAAUUGAGUCAGACAGGGCCAGAGGGAAGUCUUUGUUGGUUAAGUGUAUUUUUGGGAAUGGAAUGUUUAGAAUUGAAAUAAAUUUUUUUUAAUUUAA
Molecule: messenger RNA, 2156 nt
Organism: Choloepus didactylus (southern two-toed sloth)
Lineage: Eukaryota; Metazoa; Chordata; Mammalia; Pilosa; Megalonychidae
Gene: NUDT9
Product: nudix hydrolase 9
Exons: 8
Coding region: 287-1339 (350 amino acids)
Cellular component (GO): mitochondrion
Molecular function (GO): ADP-ribose diphosphatase activity
Source: RefSeq, a predicted model, not a curated record